This is a messenger RNA of Darwinula stevensoni, 3191 nucleotides long. The record is from the annotation of a GenBank genome assembly. NCBI's taxonomy places the organism in Eukaryota, Metazoa, Arthropoda, Ostracoda, Podocopida, Darwinulidae.
CGCCUCUCUCUUUUGUCCGUCUUACAGUAACAACCCCAAAAAGAUUCCUGACGUCAGUGCCCAUCUGCUGAAGCCACUACGUACUUCAUUUAAGAAACACUUCACUUCUGUAAGGCUCCGUUAUAGAACCACCAUUCACGAUGCCAGCUUCGCCUGCAUCUUCAACUCGAUCGUCCCGCCGAACAAGACAGACAAGAAAUUCAGAAGCCAGUCCACGUAGCAGUUCACCUCCUUCAGCUGGCGAUAGAAGUUCCAGGAUCAGCUCUCGGAGGAGUGCUGGUGAAAGUGAAGAUGAAUUGGCCACUUCUCCACCCAGCCGCGAUCUUCCACCUUAUGAGGAUGAGAGUGAAGCAGGCCCCCCCAGCCUCAAUGAGAUGGAGGAGGAAGAAGAUGCUGAAGAUCUCUUUGGAGAUAACAUGGAAGCGGAUUACCGCCCAGCCCCGCAUUUGGACCGAUAUGAGAUGGAUAUGCUGGAUCUCUCAGAGUAUUCUGUCAUGUCAGAGGGUGAUAGGCAAGCUGCAGAAGCUGCUUUGCGUCAGAGAGACAAGGAGGAAGGAGUAGCUGGUCGAAUGAGGAGAGGGCUAUUAUAUGAUGAAAGCGAUGAGGAUGAGGACAGACCCAGGCGUCGGAGGCGUCUGGCUGAAAAAUCUGCAGAAGAUGUCAUUCCAGAAGAGGAGGAGAUGAUAGAGAGUAUAGAAAAUCUGGAGGACACCAAAGGUCACACUGUACAGGAGUGGGUAUCAAUGGUUGGCCCUCGCACUGAGAUCUACAACCGGUUCAAGAACUUCCUGCGCACUUAUGUGGAUGAGAAAGGCCACAAUCUCUUCAAAGAUCGUAUAAGGAAUAUGUGUGAAGAGAAUCGAGCUAGUUUUGAGGUGGAUUAUAAUCUUUUGGCUACUGAAGAACAGAUAUUGGCCUAUUUUUUGCCUGAAGCUCCAACUCAGAUGCUGGAGAUUUUUGACAGGGCUGCUAAGGAUGUCACACUGGCUCUUUUCCCACAUUAUGAGCGCAUUGCCAAAGAAAUCCAUGUUCGCAUUUCUGAAUUACCUCUCAUGGAGGACAUUCGUUCUCUCAGGCAACUCCAUUUGACACAAUUGGUGAGGACCCAAGGUGUGGUGACUUCAGCCAGUGGUGUGCUGCCACAGAUGUCACUGGUCAAGUAUGAUUGCACAAAGUGUCAGUAUGUGAUUGGCCCCUUUGUACAGACACAGAACUCAGAGGUCAAGCCAGGAUCUUGCCCUGAAUGCCAAAGCACAGGACCCUUUGCGAUCAACAUGGAGCAGACUGUGUACAAAAACUACCAACGUGUCACUCUACAAGAAUCACCUGGCCAAGUGGCAGCUGGACGCUUACCAAGGGCCAAAGAGGCCAUCUUGCUUGGAGAUCUGUGUGACUCCUGCAAACCAGGAGAUGAAAUUGAGCUUACUGGGGUUUAUACACAUAACUAUGAUGGAUCACUCAACACUGCUCAGGGCUUCCCAGUAUUUGCAACAGUGAUCAUAGCCAAUCAUGUUGUGAGGAGAGACAACAGUCAUGCUUUGGGAACUCUCACCGAUGAAGACAUUAGGGCCAUUGUGGCUUUAAGUCGAGAUGAACGUAUUGGGGAACGCAUUGUUGCUUCCAUUGCUCCUUCCAUAUACGGGCACUAUGAUGUCAAACGUGCAAUGGCUUUAUCCUUAUUUGGUGGACAGGCCAAGAAUCCAGGUCAGAAGCAUCGUGUGAGGGGUGAUAUUAAUGUUCUCAUCUGCGGAGAUCCAGGCACUGCCAAGUCUCAAUUCCUCAAAUACUGUGAGAAAAUUGCUCCAAGGGCAGUGUUCAGCACUGGACAAGGUGCUUCUGCUGUGGGCCUCACUGCUUAUGUCCAGCGUUCUCCUCUCACAAAGGAAUGGACCCUGGAAGCUGGAGCACUUGUUCUGGCUGACAAGGGCGUGUGUCUCAUCGAUGAGUUUGAUAAAAUGAGUGACCAGGAUCGAACAUCAAUUCAUGAGGCCAUGGAGCAGCAAAGUAUAUCUAUUAGCAAGGCAGGAAUUGUGACAUCCCUUCAAGCUAGAUGUGCUGUACUUGCAGCUGCAAAUCCCAUUGGUGGCCGUUAUGAUCCAUCUAUGACCUUUUCCGAAAAUGUGGAUUUGACUGAGCCAAUCUUGUCACGUUUUGAUGUCCUCUGCGUGGUGCGUGACACAGUGGACCCAAUUGAUGAUGAACAACUGGCUCGUUUUGUGGUCAACUCACAUAUGAAGCAUCAUCCAAGGACAAAGGGCGAAGAGGACUCUGCCUUUACUGAAGAUGUUUUUCCUGUCUCUGAAGGAGCCAAUCUUGCUGGAGUUGAAAAAAUUCCUCAGGAUGUGUUGAGGAAAUACAUCAUGUAUGCAAGGGAGAAAGUGCAUCCAAAACUGCACCAGAUGGACCAGGAUAAAGUAGCUCAGAUGUACAGUGAUCUGCGACGAGAAUCUAUGGCCACAGGGAGUGUUCCAAUCACUGUGCGGCAUAUUGAAAGUGUGCUGCGUUUGGCUGAAGCCCAUGCUCGCAUGCAUCUUAGGGAUCAUGUCCGACAGGAUGAUGUUAGCAUGGCCAUGCGUGUUGUCCUUGAAAGCUUCAUCAGUGCUCAGAAGUUUGCUGUCAUGAAGAACAUGAGACGAAAUUUUUCGAAGUAUCUGACAUACAGAAAGGACAACAAUGAACUCCUCCUCUUCCUUGUCAAGCAGCUUGCCAGCGAGCAAGCUGCAUAUCUUCGCAGUCGCUAUGGCACUGAGCAAGAAGUGGUGCAAAUAAAUGAGAAGGACCUUGCUGAUAAGGCAAGGCAGGUGAAUAUCCACAACCUGAAGCCAUUCUUUGGGAGUGAGAUGUUCAAGGCUCACCACUUCACAUAUGACAGCCAGAGGAAGCUCAUCAUCCGAUCUUUCUGAGAUAUCAUGUUUUGUUUUAUUUUUCUUUUCAGUCAAUGAAUUGAAUUGGAGAGAAUGAAGGUGGCCUAAUUCCAUAUGUAACAAAAUGCAUUGAGAAGCUGCUGUUCCUUUUGAAUAAGAAGGAAAGACCCUACACUGAAGUUGGUUUGUCUUUACCUCACUCCAUGGAGGACUAACCCAAACUCCUGAGUUGUCUUUGUUUCACUCAGAAGGAACAGCAUAUUCCAGAUGCACAGGUGCCAUGUAGAGUUGGGUCCCCUUUAUUCUUGCUAAUUCAUUUGGUGUGGG